CUAAGAAACAACUUGCACGCAACUCCAAAAAAAAGCGAUUAUCAUUACUAUUAAUCAUUCACAAUAAUCAACUUUUCUUAUAAAUCACUUUUUCCUUUUAUCUAUAAUCUAUCCAUUCAUUCUCUUCUUCUUCUUCAUUGUUCUUUUCGCGUUAUGGAUUCUUCUGUGUUGACUUAUCACUUUAAUCACUUUCGAACCACCGCGAAUUCGUUUCUAUCUCAAUACGAACCUCUUGCACUGAUUCUCGUUCCGAUUUUCACUCUCUUUGUCGCGAACGUAGUUCGUUCGUUUUUCGAAGUUUUUCGUGAUAAAGGAGUCAAAGCUACUCUCCUAGGGUUCUUCAUGAACUUCAUCAAAUUGAUUCCUGGUGUGAAGAGUUAUAUAGAUGCUGAAAAACAGAAGGUUGUGGAUAAGUUGCAGUCGGAUGGUAAAUCUAAAAGAGAUGGUUGGACGACAGAGUUGCCAAGCACGGGGUUGGGGACAUCUGUGCUUGAGAAAAUGAAAGAAGAGAAAAAAAAUGAUGCAGUUUGGCAAGGCAAAUGCUCUGGUACAGUCUACAUUGGAGGAAGUGAGUCUAGUGAACAUUUUUAUGUCAUAAAUGAGGCCUGCUCAAUGUUUGCACAUACCAACCCCUUGCAUUUGGAUGUAUUCCAGAGUGUCGUACGCUUUGAGGCAGAAGUGGUUGCAAUGACAGCGGCACUUCUCGGUAGUAAAGAAAAGGCAUCUGGAGGACAAAUAUGUGGAAACAUGACAUCAGGAGGAACUGAAAGCAUAUUAUUAGCUGUUAAAUCAUCUCGCGACUAUAUGAAGUCCAAAAAAGGAAUUACAAAACCCGAAAUGAUAAUUCCCGAGUCUGGUCACUCAGCAUAUGACAAAGCUGCACAGUAUUUUAACAUAAAACUAUGGCGUGUUCCAGUUAACAAAGAUUUUCAAGCAGACGUGAAAGCAAUUCGGCGUUAUAUCAACAAAAAUACCAUUUUGAUUGUUGGAUCUUCUCCCGGGUUUCCUCAUGGGAUAAUAGACCCCAUUGAAGAACUUGGUCAACUAGCAUCAAGCUUUGGCAUUUGUUUCCAUGUGGACCUUUGCCUUGGUGGCUUUGUAUUACCUUUCGCUCGUGAGCUUGGGUACGAUAUUCCACCUUAUGAUUUUUCUGUUAAAGGGGUUACUUCAAUAUCAGUGGAUGUGCAUAAAUAUGGGUUAGCUCCCAAAGGAACAAGUAUCGUUCUAUAUAGGAACCAUGAAAUCAGAAAGAAUCAAUUUGUUGCAGUUACCGAGUGGUCUGGUGGGUUGUAUGUAUCUCCAACCAUAGCUGGAAGUAGACCUGGAAGCCUUAUUGCUGGUGCAUGGGCAGCAAUGAUGUCUCUAGGGAAAGAAGGUUACUUGGAACAUACCAAAGCAGUUAUGGAAGGAUCAAAAAGACUACAAAAAGGCGUAGAGGAGAUUCCUGAGUUGUUUAUCAUUGGACGACCAGAUAUGACAAUCAUAGCUUUUGGAUCCAAAGUUCUGGAUAUAUUUGAGGUCAACGAUAUCAUGUCAUCCAAAGGUUGGCAUUUGAAUGCAUUGCAGAGACCCAACAGCAUCCAUAUCUGCGUGACACUGCAACAUGUACCAAUUGUUGAUGACUUUAUAAGGGAUUUAAAGGAAUCUGUGGAAACUGUGAAACAAAAUCCGGGUCCAAUAAGUGGAGGACUGGCACCUAUAUAUGGUGCGGCCGGGAAGAUGCCCGAUAGAGGAACGGUUCAGGAAUUGCUGGUGGAUUAUAUGGAUGGUACAUGCUAGCUGCGUUCGUAAAAAACUGUUGCAUCUAAUAUUUCUGGGGGAACACGUUUGCACCAGACUCCUACCAAUUGAUAAUAUUUGAUUUCACCUUAAAUUCUUUCAUUCAAAUGAUAAGAGAAGGAAUUAGAACAUUGGCAGGGGAUCUUAUCUCAUAAGAAUAUGUAUUAUUUAUAUACUAGUACUCUAUUGGGGAGAAAAAUAAAAUACUGUUUCUUGAAUAUUAACAUAUUCAUUGUAAACUAUAAAGUGGGUUUGAUUUUCUUUUACAUAAUAAUAAAUGAUUAUUUACUGUUGAAAUAUAAUUAUAUAAAUUUUAGUUAAAUAAGAUGAAUUUAAUAUAUUUUUUA
This is a messenger RNA of Vicia villosa (hairy vetch), 2126 nucleotides long. RefSeq names its product sphingosine-1-phosphate lyase-like. Gene Ontology annotation, molecular function: pyridoxal phosphate binding; sphinganine-1-phosphate aldolase activity. NCBI's taxonomy places the organism in Eukaryota, Viridiplantae, Streptophyta, Magnoliopsida, Fabales, Fabaceae. The record is from RefSeq and is a predicted model, not a curated record. The transcript has 15 exons. Bases 154 to 1779 code for a protein of 541 amino acids. Gene Ontology annotation, biological process: sphingolipid catabolic process; carboxylic acid metabolic process. Gene Ontology annotation, cellular component: endoplasmic reticulum.